Messenger RNA from Xyrauchen texanus (razorback sucker), 3257 nucleotides. It is a transcript of the gene slc36a1, whose product is annotated as solute carrier family 36 member 1. The coding region runs from base 379 to 1797 and encodes 472 amino acids. The record is from RefSeq and is a predicted model, not a curated record. Gene Ontology annotation, molecular function: L-alanine transmembrane transporter activity; amino acid:proton symporter activity; glycine transmembrane transporter activity. The transcript is spliced from 12 exons. Gene Ontology annotation, cellular component: vacuolar membrane. Lineage: Eukaryota; Metazoa; Chordata; Actinopteri; Cypriniformes; Catostomidae. Gene Ontology annotation, biological process: L-alanine transport; proline transmembrane transport; proton transmembrane transport.
UGGAACUCAGAAGUUUAAAGCUAUGGUUUUUGACAUAGAACCACAAAACAUAGCCUAAGUCAUGUCUUUUUGCAGUUGCAGAAGUGAAAUCAGCUGACAGUGUCUGUGGUCAUGUGACAGUAACAGGAGGAGGACACAAGCUAGCGAAUAACACGCAGGGUGACUGUAGCUUGAGGUCUGAGGAGGACUGUCCGGUUACCUGUUAUAUUUUGUGCUGUCAUGGCACGUCCUGUUUCCGAUAUCGAUAUUGUGAGGUUUAUAUAGGUGGAGUUUGAAUUUCAGGAGCUGUUGUUGUGCUAACGUGCCUGUAGAUUCAGCAUCUCCGCAGGGAAGCUUUUGAUCAGUGAAGCUAUCAGUGGCAAAUUACCCAAAGCAACCAUGACCUCUGAUAUCAACUAUCAGGAUGGCCCAGAGUUUUCUAGAAGAGAUGAGAGCCCUUCUGAGGAUGAGCCUAUCCAUUCACUUAGUUCUCCACGGCAGACAGAAUAUGAGCGAAUCGGAGGAAGGACAGGAUCCUCUUUUUUUCAGACCCUAAUUCAUUUACUGAAAGGAAAUAUUGGCACCGGACUGCUCGGCUUGCCUUUGGCUGUCAGGAAUGCAGGCCUCCUGGUGGGUCCUUUAAGUCUUCUGGCCAUGGGCAUUGUGGCUGUACACUGUAUGAACCUCCUUGUGAAAUGUUCACAUCAUCUAAGUGCAAAGUUGGGUAAGCCAUUCCUGUCAUAUGGUGAUGCAGUGGAGUACGGGAUGGAGAAUGUACCGUGGCUGAGUAGACACUCUUUUUGGGGAAGGCGUGUGGUGAAUUUGUUCCUCAAUAUAACCCAGCUGGGCUUCUGCUGUGUGUACUUUGUGUUUCUCAGUGACAAUGUCAAACAGGUGGUUGAGACUGCCAAUGGUACAACCAUGAACUGUCACAAUAACGAGACAUCAGUGAUCGUUCCCAGCUAUGACUCUCGUCUCUACAUGCUGUUCUUCCUGCCCUUUGUCAUCGUGUUGGUUUUUAUCCGCAACCUCAAGUACUUGUCUCCUCUGUCCUUCAUAGCAAACGUGUCCAUGUGUAUCAGCCUGGUCCUUAUAUACUACUACUGUCUAACGAAUAUCCCCUACCCAAUUGACCUUCCAUUGGCGGGACGAGGAGUUGACUAUCCUCUAUUCUUUGGAACAGCAAUAUUCGCCUUUGAGGGAAUUGGAGUUGUAUUGCCUCUUGAGAAUAAGAUGCAGAAUCCCAGAAACUUUACCACGGUUCUGUAUCUGGGCAUGGGUAUCGUCACCACCCUCUACAUCACUCUGGGCACCAUUGGCUACAUUGGCUUUGGAGAGAAUAUUCGGGGCAGCAUCACUUUAAAUUUACCAUUGUGUUGGUUAUAUCAGAUCGUGAAGUUGCUUUACUCUUUUGGAAUCUACAUCACAUACGCUCUACAGUUCUACGUGUCAGCAGAAAUUCUCAUCCCGCCAGCGGUGGCGCGAUGCAAUCCCAGAUGGGCAUUAUUGGUGGACCUCAGCAUCCGGGUGGCUCUUGUAGGCCUUACAUGUGCUCUUGCCGUAUUGAUUCCAGAGCUUGACCUUGUGAUAUCUCUGGUGGGUUCGGUGAGCAGCAGCGCUCUCGCCCUCAUCAUCCCACCCCUGCUUCAGAUUAUGACCUUCCAUAAUGAAGACUUGAAGGUUUGGGAGAAGGUCAAGAAUAUUGGCAUCAGUCUCAUUGGCUUGGUGGGCUUUGUGGCGGGGACCUACAUCUCCAUCCAGGAGAUUAUCGUUCGUGGCAGUGCCAGGCACAACGCUACACAACUUCAGCUACUGUGAAUGUUGACAGAGUGACGAAUUAAAUGUAGGCCAUAUAGACUCACUGAAUCAAUAAAUCACUACAUGGUCCUUUUGUUUUCUGCUGAAUUUCACUUGGGAGAUCAUUGUACAGAUAAUUCUUAGAUACUCUUGGUUUUAAAAAUAUUUGUUCUUCAGUUAUGCUCAUUCUUUUUUUGUGUGUGUGUCAAUGUACUACUCAUUUAUACAAAAUCAGUAAAAAAUGGCCAUUUAUCAAAAUUUUAAGAUUGUACCAAUAAGAUUAAUCUCAAAACUGUUUGUUUUAAUUUCUUGUUUACAUUGUCUCAAUAUCAUGAAUGUAUUUGUUUACUCAUUCAUUUGGAUUUACCAGGUCAGGUUUGGCAAACAAGUACUGUUUACUCAUUCUGUUGAUAUAUGUUGCUAUGAAAAAUACAUUAAUUGUUUAUUAGUAUUUUUAGGGCUCAUUUCCGAGGCUGAAAGGAAGUGAUGUUUAAACAUGUUUAUGAAGUUGAAAAUUUGAACAUUAUACCUUCUAGAUUUGCCAGUCUGAUCAGAAUCAUUAAAUUAAGAGCUGUCCAAAAGGAAUGUGCCAACGGUUCUGAAACACUGUAAUCUAAACAAAUCAACAAUCUACAUCAAAAGCAGAUUAUUUAAUUAACACUUGCAUCUGAUUGCACAAUUUCUUCUUAUUACACCUAUUGCUGUGUUUUAAUGCUUUUUAUUCAUUGACACAUAUUUACCAAAAUGUAAUUGAUGCCAUUUUAUUUGUGUCCUAUCACACAUUAGACUCAUCUAACUGUCUUUGUCAUUCAGGUGCCAUCUUUGAGUCUUGUAGUAGAGAAAUCUGUAUAUUGACCUAAUAAUGCGUCUAGUUUUUUCCUGACUAUGUCUUUCAUUUAGGACCCACCCUGUAUUGUCAAUAUUACAAUAUCUAGAUAUGACCUGUCCAAUUGUACUGUAUAUAAUUGUUACCUCUGUUAUGAUGUUUGGCACAUGAAACACUAAUUUUAGGCAAACUAUCAGGAGUGUUUUUUUAACUGUACCUACAGUAUGUUGAAUAGGUUUCUUUUUUAAGGCAUCUCAACUAUGAUGUUGUUGUUAACUUUUUACUUGAGGUACUUGUUUAUUUUUUGUUGUGGAUUUGCUGUAUAUAUUGAUGGCAGUGCCAAAUUUGUUGACUGGGGAGAUUUUUUUUAUUAUUAUUUUUUGAUCAUUUAUUGUAUUUUUGGAAUUGCACUCAGUUGUAAUUGCUGUGUUAUUUGUUUUGUCUUUGUGGUUUCAUGACUUUUGGCCUUAUUGUACAUGUAUUGUAAGUAGUUUGUCCAUGCUCAAUUUCCUCUCAAUUUUAAAGUUGUAUAAUAUAUAGAGAUGAUGUAUUAAGGUUAAAUUAAUCCAGGAAGAGAAAAGUAAUUUUGCUAAUAACUGUGCUGUACUGUUUCUUGGUUUGCUGAAUUAUGAACAAUGCACAAUUAAACCACCAG